GCUUGUUGGAUGACCGCUUGUUCAUCUUGAAACGAAACGACAAUUAUAGAAACUAGUUGUCAUAAGAACCUCCUCAAAGAGAUUGAUGUAGUGAGGUUGAUAUGUCAUAAUGAGGGUUUUAUAAUCGUAAAUAAUCAACAAUAUGAUGAAACAGUUCAGCAGUGUGAAGCUUGGAAACUAACCUUUAAAUCUCGGAAGCAGAAAGUAGCGAUGACAGGGCCAGCUGUUUUUCAUGUUUUGAUUGAUAAACUAGGUCAUAGAUUGGAGGAAAUUAGAAUUCGGGCCCUUGACAAUAUCAUUUCCAAGUUGACACUUGGCUUUAUCAAGGAAAAUGAUCACAGAAUAAGAAGAGAGUUGUUGUUAAAAAUUCUGGAGUGGUUUAGAUUUGAGCCAUGUCUACAAAAAGAAAAAGCUUUGGGUGUUCUUUUGACUUUACUAAAGGGAAAGCUGGGGAAAAAUUUAAUUUUAGAAGUUGGUGUUCCAAACAUUCUAGCAAUUUUGUCUAACUUGAAGAAUGAAUCUGAACCAAAUGUUAAUAUAAUUAUUUCCCAAAUUGAAACUAUAAUUUCUGAAAAGGAAUUGGAAGAAAGUAGUGCAAAGGAGUCUGCUGAAUCAGAAAAUAGUAUUGAAAUAUUUGAGCAAGCAUCACAUCAUGCAAAAAAUCAAAGGUAUCAGUUCUCUCAGUUUAAUUACAGUGAGAUGAGAAGUCAGAUGAACCAAGAUCCACAAAUCACAUUUUGGAAUUGUCUACAUUACAUGUAUUUACCAUGGCAACCCUUAGUAGCUACAGACAAUCAUGUUCUCUCAGCUGUUGAAGAAUCACUUGGUAAUAUGAAUGAUCCAGAUCUUGUCUUGCAUACAUGCAAUUUUUUUAUGGAUGUGAUGCUUCAAGAUUUUCCAGCAGAAGUGUUUCUUCAGAGACCUACCCUUGUAAAGAUUUUCCUCUCUAGUCUGGAUGGAAUUGCUCCUGGAACUAAUAAAAAAGUGUGUUCUGCUAUGUUAAAAUGUUUACAUAAACUUGCAGCGGCACUUUUAAUUAGAAUUCAUUAUUACAGUGACCCAUCCUUGGUAAACUCUAAACAGGAGUUGUGUGCUAGAAGUCAGACUCCCAGCUACUUGUCACAGACAUCAAGUCAAGCAACGGUUACUGAUGAUGAUUUAACAAAUGAACAAAUAAUGGUUAAGAAGAAAGGAAAGUGUGACGUUGAUACUGAUGCUGAAGAUUCAGUUUUACUGCAGUUCCAGCAGAUGAGUUUGCCUAUGUUUUGCAUGCAAGCUCUUCAUCAGGCCAUUUUCCAUCGCUCUAUUCAUUUAACAUUAGAGCUCAUAAAGCUAUCAAACUUAUGUAUUUCACAUAUGAUGUGGGCAAGCCAAGAUGCUUCAAUUUUAGAAGUAGUUGGAAAAGUCUCUCAUGUACUUGAAUUACUGGGCGAUGCCAUUAAACAACAUAAAAGAGCAUCCCAAACAGAAGAAGAAGCCCGUUUGACUUAUCUUCAGACUUUGGCAGUUACACGAAGAUUUCUUGUGUCUGCCGUUCCUUUAGAAAUUGCGGACAUUGUAAUUCCAAGGAAUUUAAAAUCUGCUCUUGUUAUUUCUCUCUUAGAUUAUUCUCUUUUGUGCAUGAUGCCAGAACUUCAUCAAGAUCUCCUUAGUUAUUGUGAGAAAUUUACAGGUUCCCAGUAUAUAGAUGUUCUCAGCCACUAUAACAACACAAUUAACAUUGCUACUUCCAUGGCAGCUACAGUAAACUUCUUGAAAAACUAUGAUAGAUUGGAUGGAAAUAAAAUUUUAGAUUUAGCAGAAGAGGCUUUGCCGAGUCUUGCAUUUCACAAAGCUGCCUCAUUUGUCAGGAUUGCUUUGGAAAUAUGUGCAAAUAAAAUGGGAAGGUGGACUGUAAAUGAAGAUGUACAGAGAAAAGUUACAAAAAUAAUAUUAUACCUUCUCACGCACUCUGAAGUUGAUAUUAAACAUGAAAUGUAUGCUAUCUGCCAUACUUACAUUGUUUCAACCUUUGGAGUAGAACAACAUAAUCCUUCUGCAUGGGGACCUUCUCAUUUGUCUUUUCUGUUUCAAGUCAAUGUCCUGACAGAAAUUAUAUGCCAUGGAGUAGCUAGUGAUGAUGAAAAGAUUAGUAAAUACUCUUCAGAUAUAUUGAUUCACUUUCUUAAAGCAAAAAUGUUAAUGCCUGCAUCUUUGUGGCAAACAUUUGUUGAGCAGUUGAUUGCCACAAUGCCAUUAUUAGAAUGUUAUGCUGAUAAAUCUACUAACUUAGGGCGUACCAUUGUGGAAAUGCUGAAUCCCAAAACUGCUGAAUCCAUAUGUAUUCCAAAAGUUGAAGUAUUGAAAGGGAAUCUUCGCUUGUUGUUUACAACUGAUGACUUUGUAAGAAAUGAAGCUCUAUCACGCUUGAUAACAUUGGUUUCAUUAGAGGAAAAUUCCUUAGAAAAGUUACCUGAUGUUGCAUCUUUACAUGUGAGGACUUUAAGUACAUAUUCACUCUUCGAUAACCCUUUGGAUGUUACCGUUCCAAGAAAGCCCAGCAGCUUUUAUGAGAUAAGCAGUUUGUGCCAAGUUGUGGAAGUUCUCAAAGCAGACACCACUGAACCCCGUGUUCACAGAUCUGCUCUUAGUCAAAUAGCUGCUAUGUUGGAAGACCCUCAUCUUCAUUUAUCAUUUUUAGAACAAAAAGGAAUUGAUAUUUGUCUGAAUAUAAUCCGGAAAGCUGUGGUUGAAAAGUGUUAUAACUAUUAUCCAGAUUCAGUUAUUUCCAUUAUUAAUGUUUUAAAAAACAUGUGUUAUCAUAAUUGUAAUGUAAGGUUUACUCUCUCUCAAGACGUAGUAUUGUUUUAUUGCAUUUUAAGAGCUCUUUUUAUGUUUGGCAGUAAUAGAAGUUUUCGACAGGAUGUUGCACAACUUCUCUGUCUUUUAUUGUAUUCGGAUUAUAUAUUAUCUGUGCCUGAUAGCCAGUUAAAUAACUCUUCAAUCAUGCAUCCAUUUUCUUUGCCAGAACUUGUUGUGAAACAUAUGAAGUUGCCUUUUCGUACUCUCAUACAUUGGAGUACAAGCCCACAUACAUCACCUUCGUACAGAGGUAACGUUGUUGUGCUUUCACAACUAAAAUUGACAGAGUUUUGGGUUUCUGUACUUCCCAACUUUUUUAUUUCCUUAGCUCUCCUUAGUCAUGAAGAUUCUCGAAUGUUUUUGAGAAUGUGUUGGACAUCAGAAUGGUUUGGAGGAGUGAAGCAGAUUUUGUCCUGGCAUUCUAUUAAACUUACAGAACAGUCAGAAUUUUCUCCAGAUCUUAGAGCAUCUCAAAGUGAUUUAGAUUGUCUAAAAUGCACGGCUCUAAAUCAUUGUUCUAAGCAAUGUUUAUAUAGCAUACAAAAUGGUACGACUCACCAGUCUGUUGAAAAUGCAGUGAAGCGCAUGUUGGGGUAUGUUACUCUACAAGCACUCUUGAAAGAAAGAAAUGAUUUUGAAUUUCAAGGCAAUUGGAAGAGUAUGCCUUGGGAAACAACAUUACUCAGAUUCUUUGGAACUUCUCCUGCUUGUCCAGAAGAUGAAGAUUUAUUGAUAUCACUCCUUCAAUUUUUGUGUGUGUGUGUACAGCAUCUUUCUGCUACAGAAAUACGAAAACCACAGUGGACAUGGGUAUAUAGAAUUCUGAAAGAUCCAUCUCAACCUUUACCUUGUAUGUUAAAGAUGGAUUCAGCAACUGUUUCAAAAAACAUAAGUCGAGAAAUUCUUCAAUUGUGUCAAGAUUGUUGCCUCUUGGAACAUCAAUUAGAAGAGGAUGAAAAUGGAAAAAACAAAGCUGAUGUUGUAUCUUGGGUGUAUUUGGUCAACAUAAUUUCUCAAAAUCUGAAGUUCAGUGAUACUCAACACUUUUAUAAUUUAGCCUUCCUUGAUUGGAUGUUAUCAUGCCUAUCUCACAUGACGGGAAGCUUAGGAUGGAGCCGUGGUUUUGAUAACACAGGACAACUCAUGAAAGAUCUCAUUUGGUAUUUAGCUGAAAUUGUUACUGCAUUUCAUUGCAAUAAAGGAGGGCAAGGUGGUGCUAGUCUUGCCUCAUUCAUGGGAAUGAGUGUUACGAGAAAUGCGAUUAUUUGUAUGAAUCAUAUUCUUUGUGAAAUGCAAAAUACUGCUACAAACAGGAGCUGGGAGGCUGCUUGGUUUACUGCUUUAACUGGAAGUGACUUGGAAGGAGGAGUGAGUCUCAGUUGGUUGCCCACACUUUGGUUGAGUAGAGACCCAAUCAUACGUUGUUCAUCUCUUCAGUUAGUUGCGGGUUUGUGUUCGACUCAGCUUGGAAGUAGGUUCUUGAUUCAAGGAUUGAGAGGAUCUCCUCCAGAUAUAUGGGAGGUUUCUUUAGGAUUUUUGCUAGAUCAUGAAGAGGCAGGUGUGGUACGUGAGCAAGCUGCUGUUAUUCUUACAAACCUGAGUAAUCAUGGAAUGCCAAAUAUUUCUUCUGUUUGUCUUGACUCUAAUUCUCCACAAGAGACACCACCUACUGUAAGCAUUCAUUCGUUCCUUUCACUCCUAGAAGAUAAACAUUUUUUUCCUGGCAUUGUUCUUAUGGUAAAUUGUCUAUAUUUGGGAACUAAUGUGAAGCCUGGAGUCUGGAUGUGGUCUAACACUUGGACUGCUGAAUCUUCUACAGGAACAGGUGUUUCUCAAGAUACUAAUUUGCUCCAUGCAUCCCAAGAGGAUAUUAAUCCAAGUUUCCUGACAACACCUAAUUUGAUUAAGGCUGUGUGUUGGUAUCUUAAUAAUCUUUUAACUGUCUCUCCGGAGGAAAUUGUUAAAAAUUUAUGCAGAUAUGGUUUAAUUAAAAUGUUACUUGAGGCUAUUUGUGGUAUUCCAGAUGUAUUUUCAACAAGAAUGGAAAUAUUACAAUAUUCUGAACUUUUAGAAAUGUACAUUGCAGUUUGCACAGUUUUAACAAAAAGUGUUUGUAUUGAUUCUGAAUGCCUUUCCCUUACUUUAAAUAUGAAUGAUUGUUUGAAAAAAGUUCUUAAUCUUCUGAAUCCAGUUUUGUUUAGUACAUAUCGUGGAGAUCUUGUCCACUUGCGAAACAGGCUAUGGAGUAGAGUGUUUCGUUUGUUGUCCUGUUUUCUCAUUGACUCUAAAGGUUAUGAAAUAGUUUUAAAUACUAUAUUCCAAUGUAAUCCACAUGCCUUUUUGACUACUGUGGAAAGUUCAAUUAAUGGAAAAUCUUCGACAGAUUUACGAAGCAAUGCUUUAAGUACUCUCACUCUAUUAUUGUUAUUGGAAGCCAAGACAUUGUUGUUUCAACAAUUGAAUGUUGAACAAGGAGAUAUUAAAAAUGCCCAUAAAAAAAUUUCUUUACAAAGUAUUCUUGAUAGAGAGACUGUGAAAACUUUGGAUUCAAAUAUCCAAUCAAAUUCAGGGGCAAAUCUGUGUAGACAGCUGAUGCAUUUAUAUGAAGUACAGAGUUUACGACACUGUUCUGGGGACAACAAAAUGCCAUCUUACUUCCCGAAAGCCGCAGUUAUGGGGGCUUUGUCAAGUUUACUUGCUGUAUCACAUGAAGCAAAAAAAAUUGCAUUGAAAGAAGGACUACUAGAAAACAUAAUGGUGCAGCUAAAAGAACUCCAUGUUCAUAUCAGUGUAGAAGCAGUAGACAAUUUACGCAAAUCAUCUGAUAGGAAACGAGUUAAUGCUGUUUUUCAAGAAGUGAACUUGUUAUUUUCUUUAUUAACAAACUUCUUAUACAAUGCCCCAGAUGUGAAAGUGGCAGCAGUUAGUGCUAGUUUAGCUGAUACUAUCCACAAAUUGUGGGCUUGGUGCUACAUUCUACCUACAUUAUUGAGCGAUACUUUAAAGUUACUAUGUACUUUUACUACGUAUUGUAUACCAGCAUGUCAGUCACUUGUUUUAACCACCCCAAUUCUGGGUGUAAAUGCUCGAAGAGCUCCUUCUUCUAAUUCUCUGUUACAUGAAAUUGUAAAUUUAAUACUUCGAGAAUUGGAGGUUCAGGGCAAGGGAGGAGACACAAGUGUUUUAGCACUGGCUUUUCAUUUACUCCAGAAUGCAAGUCACUCACAAGAAUGUAGAGUAGUAUUAUUUAAGACUGCAUUAUUUCAGAGUUUGAACAAAUUACAUCCUUCUUCGACCAAGAAACAAAAACAUUGGGAAGCAGUGGAGAUGUUAUGGUUACCUUUUUUAAUUGACUGUACAUUUCACUUAGAGGGACAACUUGGACUACCAAAGAUACCAGAAGCCUUAGAUAUUAUUAUUGCAAUGACAGACAGUUCAAAGCCUUUAAUACAACACUCUGCUCUUGCUGUUCUUCGUAAUAUAACAUUUCAUCAUCUUAAUCGACCAAGAUUGUUAUCAUCCAAUGGAACUGAUAAAGAAAAGAAUACUGUUGUACAGAUGGUGUGGGCAUUAGUAGCUAACAACCAAAAAGCUAAACUUGUUAUGAAGAAUUGUGGAAUUGGCACCAAACUUCUGGAAAUAGUCAAUCAUAUGAAAGUUAUAAGUGAAAACAGUGUGACAGAUUUACAAAUUGAAAUAUUUAAUUAUGUGUUAAAAAUUAUUUAUUCUGAAAGAAAUUUUGAAAUAAAGAGGAAGCUAUUAAUACCAGUAUGUGUCAGUUUAAUGCAUUUUCAGAAUUAUUUCAGUUUUGUUUUCCCUGAUCUUAUUGCUCCUAAAAUUCAAAGAAUCAAAAUUGAAACCAUAAAAGUAAAGAAUGACGGGGUAGUAAACAAUCUCCCAAUUUUAAGAUCGGAUGCUGUUGCUGUGACGUCCUGGUUGGUCAUACUGGAGAACAUGCACCUGGUGGUUGUUGCUGCAGUUAUUACUUGUGUGUUAGUGGUAGUGUGGCGUCAUGGCGUCGACUGUGACACAGUUUCCUCCUCCUUCGUAUUCAUCUUCAUAUUUCCUUCGAAAUAUUGUGAAAGAGGCAAUGGAAGAAGUUAACUUGAAGCAGUUGCCCUCACCAUCCUCAAAACCUGAAACUCACAAAGCAUCUGCAGUGCCUUUGAAAUCAUGAGAAAUGUUCAACGCAAUACUCUAGGGCUUCAAGACUGAAAUUCAAAGCAAGCACUUGCCACUCAGAGACUUGCACGUGUUAUCAAACUACAGAAAAUGAGAGAGAUUUACAGACCAAGCACCAAGAAUAAAGUUCUCCAUCUAUUUGGGCAGUGACUUGCGUCAAGCGAUCGCUUUCCAAAUGUGUUGGUGAUUAUCAUUUUCUAAUCUGAAAGAAUAUGUACAAUUACUUUCCUGGUGCUAUUAUGUGAUAAUGUAUCAAAUGAAGAAAAUUUCUGAUGAAUACUGUCUUUUGUUACAUAUUGUAGACCCUCUGGGUUUUGAUGUUUCUAGUCCUGAAGGAUUUCAAUGUUAGAGAAUAUUGGAACAAGCAUUUUUAUAAUAUAGAAUUACAAUAAAUCAGCUUUUCCUCUGCCAAAUCUAAGAUGUUCUUUGUGCAUGCACUAAAACUAGUAUUUAAGAACACAUGCUGUGGCAUGUUUAUACUAUUUAUUUAAUAUUUGCUUUGUAUCAAUACACCAAUAAAAUAGUGACAUGUUUUUAAUUUCU
This is a messenger RNA of Gryllus bimaculatus (two-spotted cricket), 7566 nucleotides long. Lineage: Eukaryota; Metazoa; Arthropoda; Insecta; Orthoptera; Gryllidae. The record is from the annotation of a GenBank genome assembly.